Molecule: messenger RNA, 1768 nt
Organism: Populus euphratica (Euphrates poplar)
Lineage: Eukaryota; Viridiplantae; Streptophyta; Magnoliopsida; Malpighiales; Salicaceae
Product: translocator assembly/maintenance protein
Exons: 9
Coding region: 431-1336 (301 amino acids)
Biological process (GO): CDP-diacylglycerol biosynthetic process; cardiolipin biosynthetic process
Cellular component (GO): mitochondrion
Molecular function (GO): phosphatidate cytidylyltransferase activity
Source: RefSeq, a predicted model, not a curated record
AGUCACAUGUAAUACAGUCACAUGUAAUAAAAAGCCAUUUACAAUAACGCUUUUCCAACGUCGAGCUUCUUCUGCAUGCCUAUCAAAUGUUUGAUAAAAUGCCUCACAAAAAUCACAAUUCGUAAAGUUGUAUAAAUGAUGUACGUAAAUGCCUUCGAUGGAGGGCAUGAGCAGCCUUGGUUUGAUAGAUAGACUUUAUGGGUUUAUGGGCCAUUUCAAGAAAGCUUAUUUUUAAGUCCACUUUCAGAAUGAUUCAAUGUGUUUGACAUUGCUUGAUUAGAGUUAUCUCUAGUUCUGGCAUUUAUUUAUUUUUUUCAUGUCUUUCAAUUGCGUUAAUCCAGUGUUGCAACUUGCCGUCUUGAAAAUGUUGAAGCUUGCCCCUUCAAUUUUGUACUUAUUGUAAACUUGUUCAGCUAAUGCUAGAAUCAUUAUGGAGAUUGACAAAAUUGCCGAGCUGAAGAGUUUUCUCAAGGUUCUUCCCCCAGUUGGAUUUUGUUGCGUCUAUGGCUCGUCUCUCCAUCCAAAUAAUAACGACAAGUCAUCCAUGGUAGAUUAUAUUAUUGGCGUAUCAGAUCCCAAGCAAUGGCAUUCUGAGAAUAUGGAAUUGAAUGGAGAUCACUAUGCCUCCUGGAUGGUGCCCCUUGGCGGUGCAAAACUGAUUACUCAAGUUGCAGAUAAGAUUGGUGUAGGAGUGCACUUUAAUCCAUUUGUAACAUGGAAUGACAAGGUUCAUAUACUCGUGGAUAAUUUGGAUAUUGCAGAUGUAAACUCUGUGAAUCUGAGGGCUGCAGUCUCUGCUGCUCUUCUCCUUUUGCCAUCCAAAUUCACCGAGGAAGAUUUGUACUCCAAAAUAUGUAGCCUCUCAUAUAUGGGUGACUUGCGCAUGCUUUUUGCAGAGGAUAAAAAUAAGGUGAAGAGGAUUGUUGAAGGACAGUUUGGUUUAUUCCAAUCGAUGUAUAAACCAUUUCUAAAAGAAUACGAGGCUAAAGAGUUACUGACAUUCUCAUUGCCUAAUUCUCAUCAGGCUACUAUCUCUCAGGACUGCAGUUUAUCAAUGACUCAUUCCUUAGUUCAUUCACUUCCUCCCCUUGUCAGAAGAAAACUGGGGAUGAAGCUAGGAGAGAUGCAAGUGCUGAAGGAUUCUGGUCAAGUUUUACAUGAAGUCGUGAUUGGUUCAAGAGAAGAGGCUGCCAGGAGUAUGCAAAGGAUUAUCAAGCGUACUGUUAUGGUUUCAAGUGCAAGGCAGGCUGUCUCUGGUUUCCUGGCUGCUGGUGGUAUUAAUGCUGCUAGAUAUCUUGCUAAUAAAGUGUGCAAGGCUUGGAAAUCUUGGACAUGAUGCAGCACAUCUUCCCCCUCAUUUCCUUGCCCCGCCCCAGUUUUGUGCAUACUCUGAAAUAGUUCAGCCAGGACAAUAGUUAUAUUUUCUUGACGAGGAAUCCCACUGGUGCCAGAACACACCAGGUGCCUAAAUUGCCGCUAACUUAAGCAGCAGAUGAGUAGAAAGCAUACGCAUUUUUACUUUUAUACCGAGUAGGGCUUCCCAUUAAAAAAAAAUGGCCAUACGUAGAUGAGAUGAAGGAUAGAUACUUAGCUGGAAGAACAAGCUUUAUAUCGCUGAUCUAUUUCAUACUUUGUAGAGGAGCAUUUCAUUAUUUCCUUGCUACACUUGUUAUUGAAUUUCUUUGUUCUUGGAGAGGAAAGUUUUGUAAUGACUUGUAUAUCGUCUUAUGUAUCAUAUAGUAUUUAGAACAUGUGAUAGUUCGAACCC